GCAAUAUGGCGCACACAUAGACACAGCGGUCCAAUCGGCUUUCUCCAUUCCUGACAGCUGGCCAAUGACAGAGCCCGCAUCAGGCUGAAAACUAUUCAACAUGGAGACAACAGUUGAAAAGCUUGAGGCGAUGUUCCUGAAGUCCGAGGCAGACCUGGAGUACAUCGAGAAGCGGCUGAAGCUGGACUUCAUCAACAACACUGCAGAGAAUGGAUGUCCCGCUGAGGAGAACCCGGCGCUGAUGCUGGAGAAUCUGAGGGCCAUCAAGGCCAAACACACAGCGCUGUGCUCCCAGGUGAAGGAGAUCGCAGUCGCACAGAAAGAAUCCAUGGACUCCAUCAGCAGCGACCUCAGCAGUGCCAUGGAGCUGGUCCAGCACCUCCAGCAGACUACUGAUGUGGAGGUUCCGCCGCUGACGGCGCCGGAGCGGGAGGCAGCGGAGCUCCUGGGUACAGCAACCAGUGAGACCACAACAGAGGUGCCUCCUGCUCUAGAGGCUUCUGCCCCCCAGCAGCCACUGAGCUGUGAGUACGAGGAGCUGAGUGAAGCCACGCUGGAGACGGUUCCUCCCAGCGUGCGCUCCAACAUCAAGCUGGCGGACCUCAACGUCUUCUACCAGCAGCUGCAGCAGCACCUCGGCAACAACAGCGGCUCCCUCAGCGUGCAGAAGAUGAAGCAGUUGAAGAUGAAGGUGAGCGAUGCCAAGCUGAAGGUCCUGCAGCACCUCUCUUUAGUCGAGUGCGACAGGAAAGGCCACGUUCGUCUCGCCAUGUGAGCUGAGUCAACCAAUGGAGACUGUUGAGUGGGUGGGUGUCGUUACAGGCUGGGAUGGAUUUGGCCGCUCCUCCACCUGUCCCACCUGGAGUAUGGAGGGGGGGGGGCUUACUGAAGGAUCACACUGCAGAGGCUCUCAGGGGGGGUCGGCCAGACCAGAUGCAUCCAGGCCACCAGAUGUUUGUGGGAACAUCAGUCAUACUUUCAGUCCAGGUGCCGUUUAUUCUUUGAUCAGGUUUUAGCCGAGGUAUAUAAAAACAUGAGAUAGAUUUGAAACCAUGGUAAGGGCACGAGAAUUGAACCGUUUCAUACCCCGGCCCUAUCUGUGUGUCGUUUUAUUAAGUAACCUCUCCUUUAAACUCUGGAACUAAGUCAAGGAAUCUGAGUUGAGAUAAAUGCGUGGACGUCUGGUGAUGUCAAUUCUUGAUAAAUGUCUUCAUAUGUCUGCUUAUGAGUGAUGCUGAUAUUCCUGUACUACUGUAGACAGCUGUCUGAUUGUAUCAAUCAGUCAAAGGGGAUACGUUUCUGCAACAAAUAUGGAACCCAAAGGAGAAUUAUGAAUGCCGUUAACGGGCUAACAGUCAUGUUCACCUACACAUCUAUGGUCAAUUCAGCGUUCAGGUGCGUAGACUGGAAUUCAGAACGUUGAAGAUUAAAUGGCAUUCAACAUCUUUGCUUGGGCCGGUGUUCCUCUGAGGAGUGGGGGGGAAGGAUAGAACCCAGUGGGCUGUCACAGGAAACAAAGGUUAACCGUAAGUGCGGGGGGGGGGU
Molecule: messenger RNA, 1545 nt
Organism: Sander lucioperca (pikeperch)
Lineage: Eukaryota; Metazoa; Chordata; Actinopteri; Perciformes; Percidae
Gene: ska2
Product: spindle and kinetochore associated complex subunit 2
Exons: 7
Coding region: 101-775 (224 amino acids)
Biological process (GO): mitotic cell cycle; cell division; chromosome segregation
Cellular component (GO): spindle microtubule; outer kinetochore
Molecular function (GO): microtubule binding
Source: RefSeq, a predicted model, not a curated record